CAUAUCUACAACAUCUCAAGUCCUCAAAAGCGAGGAACACACUAUGUCGCACCCAACUCCCUUCUCCUCAGCGCGGCUCACCUACCACGCAAUCCGCCAACCCGACGACCUAGCCCUGUUCAAAGCCAUCAACGCCGACCAAACCGGGUACCAAAAUAGCAACGCAUCCAACAUCAAGCUACCAAGCCACGCCGACGCAGAAAAAUUCAUGAAAGCAACCGCAGAAGAAAACCUCCUGGGUGCCGUAAUAUGGCUCGCGCCAGAAAACCAGCAGACCGCUGGAGAAAUCAAAGCGCGCAGAAAUGCGGGUGAAAUCGUCGAAGCGUGGGGCACGGCGAUAGGCGAACUCCACCUCUCUGCUCUUCCAGCACACCUCACGCACCACCGCUGGACGGAGCUGGGGAUUGAUAUCCUGCCUGCGUAUCAGGGGCGUGGGUAUGGUGCUGAGGCUAUUGGGUGGGCGCUUGAUUAUGCGUUUAGGAGGGCGGGGCUGCAUAGGGUGAAGAUUCGGGCGUUUGAGUGGAAUACCGGGGCUAUCCGGUUGUAUAAGAAGUUGGGGUUUACGGUGGAAGGGUCGGAGAGGGAGGCGCUGUGGUUUGAGGGUAGGUGGUGGGAUGGAGUGGAGAUGGGGAUGUUGGAGAGUGAAUGGUGGGAGAUGGAGAGGACGACGCAGAGGGGGGAGGAGGAAAGGGCUUGAGAUGUUGAGAGGCGGGACUACUGGAUUGUUUUUCCUUUUGGGCAUAUUGAAGGGUAUACUCUGCUGUGUUUAAGAUGAGGUUCACCCUAGAAAUAUACUCGAUGGACCAUGCUUGUAAGGCUGGACUUUGUCUUUGCGAGGAUAUGCCAAUGAUCCCGAUGUACACUGUUACUAUUUAUACGAAGGCCAAAAUGCAAUGAUUGUAAAGCCGGA
This is a messenger RNA of Cucurbitaria berberidis CBS 394.84, 910 nucleotides long. RefSeq names its product acyl-CoA N-acyltransferase. NCBI's taxonomy places the organism in Eukaryota, Fungi, Ascomycota, Dothideomycetes, Pleosporales, Cucurbitariaceae. The coding region runs from base 44 to 697 and encodes 217 amino acids. Gene Ontology annotation, molecular function: acyltransferase activity, transferring groups other than amino-acyl groups. The record is from RefSeq and is a predicted model, not a curated record. The transcript has a single exon.